Dujonia railenensis is the source of this 666-nucleotide messenger RNA. Lineage: Eukaryota; Fungi; Ascomycota; Pichiomycetes; Serinales; Debaryomycetaceae. The record is from the annotation of a GenBank genome assembly.
AUGUCUUCGGCCAAGGACUUCAUUCUAGAGGUUUUUCCCUCGACUGUCAAGCCUGAGCUAAAUGUAAAGAAAUUUGUAGUGAAGGAUCGUCCCAGUUACUUUGUGAAUCACUUACGGGUUCCUUUGCUCUCAUUAUUGAUAAGUGUACAAGUAGCAUUUAUUUCGUAUAUGUACACAUUCAAGAAUGAGAUCUUGGACUUGCAUUUCCUGUUAACAAACUCCAAAUAUCGAUAUCUUGUGGCUGAAAUACUAAUAAUCUCAUCGAUAUGUUUGGUAUAUCUCAGACAGGAGAGAAAGGACACUUUGAUUGUGAUGAAGGACAUUGGAGUCCAGUUAAAUUCCGAAGGCCUGUGGAAGCAUUUUGGUAAUAGUAACGAAAGGAACUGUUUUAUCCCGCAGACAGAGAUCAUGGACUUGGUUAUCCACGAAGGGUUCCAUGGAUUUGGACAAGUUAUUUUUUAUAUGUGUAUAUUAACCAAGACUAAGAAUGCUGAAGAAGACUCGGCUAGUAACGAUAAGAAUGUUAUUAAGAUUGUCUUCCCAGCUUUCUUACCACGUAAGGAUAUCCUUAUACAAGUAUGGACACAAAGUAGGCAGGUUCUAUUUGGAUCCAGUCGCAGGUACUGGAGAAGAGUUCCUGGACAAGGACUCAAGGAGUGUAAGUAG